AUGACGGACGCGGGCCCCUACUGGGAUGCGGGCCUGGUGCGCGUGCACUACAACUACACAGGCAAGCUGGGCCGGCCGGCCUCCUCGCGGGGCCUCGGCGCGGCCGGGGCCCUGCUGCUCACCGUCUGCGGCCUCGUGGUCGCCGCCAACUCGCUGGUGCUGGCGUCGAUCGCGUCGCGCCGCCGCCUCCACACGCCGGCCUUUGCCCUCCUCGCCAACCUCGCCCUCUGCGACCUGCUCGCCGGCGCCACCUUCUGCGCCAACGUGCUCCUGUCGGGGGGCGCGACGCCCCGGGGCCUCACGCCGGCGCUGUGGUUCGUGCGCGAGGGCAGCGUCCUCGUGGCGCUGGCCGCCUCCGUCUUCACGCUGCUCGCCAUCGCGCUCGAGAGGCACGUGACCAUGGUGCGCCUCAGGCCCUCGUCCGCCCUGCCCGCGGCCUCUGGCGGCAAGGCCACCGGCAGGCCCGCGUCGCUCGUGGCCCCGGCCGCGUGCUGGACCCUGGCGCUGCUGCUCGGCGCGCUGCCCUCGAUGGGGUGGAACUGCCUGGGAGCGCUGCCCUCGUGCUCCGCCGUGCUGCCCCUGCACGCGCGCUCCUACCUGCUGUUCUGCGGCUCGCUGCUCACCGUGGCGCUCGUGGCCAUCGCGGGGCUGUACGCGCGCAUCUACUGCAGGGUGAGGGCCCGGCUGACGCGGCGCGCCACCAGGAGAGAGGUCCACCCCAGGUCAGGACUGGGAAGUGACGGACGAGGCGGCGGCGGCGGCGGCGGUGGACGAGGCGGUAUCGGAGGAACGGCAGCAGCGGCGGUGGCCGCGGCGGUGAGGGAGGUAGGCGGAGGGGGCGUGGAGCGCUGGCGGGGGAUGUUGAUGAGGGAGGGCAGCGCCCGCGCCUCCACCAGGAGCUGCGAUGCCGAGAGGUCCUCUGGGAGGCGCGCGGCGGCUCGCUGGGGCGCCGCCAACGGGCAGCAGCAGCAGCAGCGGCACCGACGCUCUUCGGGCCUGCGCUCGCUGUCCCUGCUGCGCACCGUCUCGGCGGUGCUGUGCGUCUUCACGGCGUGCUGGGCGCCGCUCUUCGUGCUCUUCGUGAUGGACGCGGCGUGCGGGAGCGCCCAGCGCUGCCCGCUGCUGCUCAAGGAGCGCUGGUUCCUGCUGCCGGCGCUGCUGCAGUCGGCGCUCAACCCCGCGGUGUGCGCCCUGGGCAGCCGCGAGCUGCGGCGGGCCCUGCUGCGGCUGCUCGAGGCGACGCCGCUGCUCGGCCGGCGCCGGCGGCAUCGCUGCUGGCGCCGGUGGCGGCGCUGCUGGCGGCGGCGCUGGUGGCGGCGGCGGUGCCGCUGCCGGGACGACGGCGGCGAGGACGAAGGCGGCGGAGGGGCCGGAGGCGCCGCGGCCGGCGGAGACGGCGUCGGCGGCAGCAGCGCCGGCGACGACGGGGGACGCGGGCCGAGGGGGCGGCAGUCCGGAGCCAUGUACAGCCGAUCGUACAGCGACUCGAUGAGCCCCAUGGGCGGCGCGGGAGCCAGCUCCCCCGCCGCCGGGCCGUGGCGGGGGAGCGCGAGCGUGGCGUGA
This is a messenger RNA of Petromyzon marinus (sea lamprey), 1563 nucleotides long. The record is from RefSeq and is a predicted model, not a curated record. NCBI's taxonomy places the organism in Eukaryota, Metazoa, Chordata, Hyperoartia, Petromyzontiformes, Petromyzontidae.